AUGCGGGGAAUUGGUGAAGGAGGAAAAGAAAUCCGAGGACACCGAGGAACAGAAGCUUCAUGGUUGUCCGGCUUUCUCACGUAUAUGGAUUGGCUUUCCUCGUGCUUGGAUGUUUUUUUGAGGAGCGCCACUCAUCUCGAGUCUCAAGAGUUGGGAAUACCUCGGGCUUAUCUGGCUCUCGAGGAGAUUGCCAGAAAGGGGGAAGUGAAGAGAAGCGAGGGGAUGGAGGCGAAGGAUCGAGAGAGGCUGGAGAGGCGGUGGAGGCACUUGAGGGACCGCGUCAUCCCAGGUCCCGUCCUCCCUUUCCUCAUCGAGAAGGGGAUCCUGAGCAGCGAGGACUUCCAGGACAUUCACGCCUGCCCCUCCGACGCGAAGCGGAUGGACCGCCUCCUCUGCAUCCUCACCAAGCGGGGACCCAAUGCCUUCACGGCGUUGGUGGAUGCGCUGAAACACGACUACGAAUGGGAGGCGCAGGCUCUGGAGGAGGCCGUCCCGGUCGAAAAGCAGAGGGAUGCGACGCCUGUGGAAGUCACGGAGGACAUGGAGGACCUGAUGAAACGUAACGCCCGUCUGAUCCGCGACUGGCGGAAGCUGGCCCGUCGGCUGGGGCUCGGGAGCGCGGUACACGGGAUCAGCGUCCGCGUGAACCUCCGCGAGGAGUCCGCGGAGGAGUGCCUCGGGUAUCUCCUGCAGGAGUGGAGGGGGACCAAGGGGGAGCGGGCCACCUUCCCCGUGCUGCUCGCGGCGCUCAGGAGGGAGCACUUCAACGACGUUGCGGGCAUGACAUGGAAGUCGAAGAAUGCGUGGAACGUGCUGGCCGGAGUCCUCGUCGGCCUCGGCAUCACAUUCGUCUGCCAGAAGCUGUUGCUCUUCGGUCCCGGGACUUCCUCGUGCCGGAACGGGCUCCUUUCCCCCGACGCGAGGGCGAACGCGAAGGAGGAGAAAUUGGUGCUGAUCGGCGUGAUGACGACGGAGGCGUUCCUUCGGACGCGGGUCGUGGCGGCGUGGAACACGUGGGCGCAGGAGGUGCCGUCGUUUGCGUCCGGUGAGGUCGUCUUCUUCACGUCCGGUCGUUCGGAUCUCUCGGGGCUGGAGGGUCUCCCGGUCGUGGCGCUGCCGGGGGUGGACGACUCGUACCCGCCGCAGAAGAAGUCCUUCGUGAUGCUCAAGUACAUGCACGAUCGGCGCCUGCGCGACUUCGAGUGGUUCAUGAGGCUGGACGACGACACGUACGUCCGGGCGGAGAAGCUGGCGGCGUUCCUCCGGUCGGUGAACUCCUCGCUGCCGCACUUCAUCGGGCAGACGGGGCAGGGGAACAAGGAGGAGUUCGGGCGGCUCGGGCUCGACUACGACGAGAACUUCUGCAUGGGGGGGCCGGGGAUCAUCUUCUCGGGGAAGACCCUGGAGUUGGUGGCCCCGCACGUCAAGGACUGCCUGGGGAACCUUCUGUCCACGCACGAGGACGUGGAGCUGGGGCGGUGCGUGCUCCGGUUCGCGAACGUCUCCUGCACCUGGGCUUACGAGGUUCGUUCUCUUCCUGUUCCCAUGGGGACGAUCCUGUAUCACAACUCGAGCGGGACCGAGGCGUUCACGGGGAGCCUGAAGCAGAAGGAGGUGCAUCGGGCCAUCACGCUGCAUCCGAUCAAGAAUCACGAAUACUUCUAUCACGUUCACAAGUACAUCCACGCCCUGAGAAUCCGAGAGCUCGAAAAGCAGCUGGUCCUCCUGGUGCGAGAGAUGAGGAGCCUGAACGAGUUGGAUCCUCAUCCGGACGACGCGGAGCCGUCAUCCCCCUUCAACAAGUCGUCUCUCGGCACCCUGAUGAAGUGGAGGCCGGAGGAGGAGGUGGAGAUCCCGGCCUGGGAGUUCAUGACCAAGAAGUCCCUCUAUUCGUGGAAGGAACGGAAUCCGAAGAGGAGGGCGGAGCAUCGUCUGGUCGAAGGCAUCCAGGACGUGGUGCGGGAGGUGAUGGAAGAGAUCAAUGCCUCGAGUCGCGAGAGGGGUCGGCUGAUCGACUUCAAGGAGAUCCUGUACGGUUACCAGAGGGUCGUGCCCUGGCACGGCCUGGAUCUCAUCCUGGAUCUCCUCCUUACGUAUAAGAAGUAUCGGGGGAAGAAGAUGACGAUGGCCGUGAGACGACACGCUUACCUGCAGCGGCCGUUCCUGCCGCUCCGGCUCCGAGUCGUGGGUGGGAAGGAGGAGAGGGAGAGGGUGAACGUGGUGGUGCCGGUGUGGGGAAGGGCGGAGAGCGUUCGUCGGUUCCUCGGUGCCUUCGUGGAGGCGUGUGGGGAUGCGCCUCCCUGUCGGUUGAUACUCGUGAGGUAUCGGAGUGGGGAGGACGGGGCGAUCGACGAUGCGGUUCGGGAGGCGAGGGGGAGGGUGAGGGGGCCGGGGGAGGUGGAGGUCGUGGAGGGGGAGGGGGAGUUCGUGAGGGGGAAGGCGUUGGAGCUGGGGGCGUCGCGGUGCUGUUCGUCUCGGGACGACCUGCUGUUCUUUAUCGAUGUGGAUCUCACUUUCACGGGGGAGACCUUGGAGAACGUGAGGUCCAACACCCUACUCGGGAAGAGGGUUUAUUUCCCGAUCGUGUUCAGCCUCUACGAUCCGUCCCUCGUGCCUCUGUCGCCUCCGUCCGACCCCAAGGAGGACGACGGACCGUACGACCGGAAUCGGGGCUACUGGAGGACCUACGGGUUCGGGGUCGUGGGGAUCCACAAGGGAGAUCUGACGGCGAUCGGAGGGUACGAUCUCUCCAUCGUGGGCUGGGGGAAGGAAGACGUGGAUCUGUACGAGAAGGCGUGGAGGCGGAAGGGACUGGACGUGUUCCGCGCCCCGGAUCCCACGCUCGUCCACGUCUGGCACCCGUCUCAUUGCCCAGGGGACCUGGAGGCGAGUCAGCUGAGGAUGUGCAGGGGGUCUGCCGCCAACAGUCUUGCCAGUCUGCCCGUUCUUCAUUCCCUGUUGCUGAAGGACGAUCUUCUCAAGCCGUGAAUUGCCUUUGUUUUGUGCAAACUUCAACUCGUGGUGCUAUUCAGUAUUUUCGUGCGUCCGCUUUUUUUUUGUAAUUUAUUACAUUUGGGAUUUUCGUACUGCUAG
Molecule: messenger RNA, 3093 nt
Organism: Darwinula stevensoni
Lineage: Eukaryota; Metazoa; Arthropoda; Ostracoda; Podocopida; Darwinulidae
Source: the annotation of a GenBank genome assembly